Messenger RNA from Portunus trituberculatus (swimming crab), 3216 nucleotides. RefSeq lists its product as uncharacterized. NCBI's taxonomy places the organism in Eukaryota, Metazoa, Arthropoda, Malacostraca, Decapoda, Portunidae. The record is from RefSeq and is a predicted model, not a curated record. The coding region runs from base 1 to 3216 and encodes 1071 amino acids. The transcript has 6 exons. Gene Ontology annotation, molecular function: catalytic activity.
AUGAGAAGGAAGACUCCAAAAUCAAACCAACAAGACCCCAACGACGGAGCUAUCCAGCGCCGGCGGAAGAGGGCAGCGCCUGGCGGGCAGGCGACAAGGCGGGCCUUGACACAUCAAGAACUCGGCAGCCCGAUGCAACCAACAUCGGAGAAGCUGCCUGUCUCAUCUGUCUUGAGCCGCGGUGGAAACGAUGUGGGCCAAGCGGCGGGUCAAAGAUGGUCGCUCUCUGGUGACGGUGCCGUGACACCAGAGUUCGGCAGCUGGACCCGUGACUGGGCUGGCCUGUUGAGGACCACCGCAGCCCACCCCACAUGGGGAGGUGCAUGGAACAUCCGCACCCUUCAAGACGUGGCAAACACCAGCCGCCCGGAACGACGCACAGCCCUCGUCUGCAAGGAGCUCGCCCGCUUCAACGUCGAUGUGGCAGCUCUUAGUAAGACAAGGCUACCUGAAGAGGGCAACAUCAGGGAAGCUGGAACGGGAUACACCAUCUUCUGGAGAGGCAAGGCCCCAGAGGAGCCGCGCACCCACGGCGUCGGCUUCGCCAUCCGUUCGCAGCUGGUGCAGCAGCACAACCUCGCUCCAAAGGCCAUCAAUGAGCGCCUGAUGACUGUCCGCAUCCCCAUCACACGGGACAGUCAACUUACGCUGAUAUCUGUCUAUGCCCCGACUCUGACAUCUACUGACGAAGACAAAGCUGCCUUCUACACCCAGCUCGACCGCACCAUCCAGGCAGUGCCUGCCAAUGACAAGCUCGUUGUGCUAGGCGACUUUAACGCCCGAGUAGGCAAGGACCAUCGCCUGUGGGAGGGAAUCCUCGGCCGUCAUGGCAUCGGAAACUGUAACGCCAACGGCCAACUCCUACUGGGUCUCUGUGCAGAACACCAACUUGUGGUAACAAACACCAUCUUCCAGUUACCAAAGAGACAAAAGACCACAUGGAGACACCCCAGGUCCAAACACUGGCACAUCCUGGACUACGUUCUGACCAAAGCCAGAGACCGAGGAGACGUCCGCAUCACCCGAUCCAUGCUCGGAGCAGAUGACUGCUGGACGGACCACAGACUCCUGAUCUCCCGGCUAUCCUUGACGACCCUUCGACCACCCAGAAGGACACCCGACAGCGUACCCCAUCGACGCUUUGACUGUAGCAAGCUUCGCAACCCACAGCUGGCACAGAACUUCAGGGAGGCCUGCGAACGUCAUCUUGCAGACCCCGUGGGUCAGGCCACAGUAGAGCACCACUGGACCACCCUCAGAGAUGCCAUGACCCGUGCCGCGGAGGAGACACUAGGCUACACCACCAAGAAAGGGCAGGAUUGGUUCGAUGAGAAUGACGCUACCAUCUCUCUUCUCAUCGAAGCCAAACGACAAGCACGUUUGACUUUGGAGAACCAAAAUACAGCAGCUAAUAAACGUGCUCACAAGGUAGCUGUAGCAGACUGCCAAAGAGGGAUCCGUGAAGCCCAGAACAUCUGGUGGCAAAGAAAAGCUGCAGAAAUCCAGAGCUUUGCUGACCAGCGUGACCUGAGAAGCUUCUAUGCAGCAACAAAGGAGAUAUUCGGCCCCACACGGUCAUCAGUGGGCGGCCUAAAGGACGUGGAUGGGGCCACGACCAUCACAGACAGCGCGGACAUCCUGGACAGGUGGAGGUCUCACUUUGAGAACCUCCUCAACGACCACGCCGACACCCCAGAUGAUCUCCUGAGAAUGACCCCGCAGCAUCCCGUCCGUCUCUGGAUGGCACUUACACCCUCCAUCCAGGACUUCAACAAGGCCCUGAAACGAAUGAAGCCCGGCAAAGCCCCAGGACCAGACAACAUCCCGCUGGAGCUCCUCACUCACGGUGGCCCCCGAGUUGAGGAACAGAUUGAUGCUCCUUAUACUCAAAAUAUGGGAGACCAAGACCCUCCCCACAUCGCAAGCAAGAUCUUUGCCCGGAUUCUCCUUGACCGCCUCCUCAUCCUCGCAGAAGACGUCUUGCCGGAGUCCCAGUGCGGCUUUCGACCUUCCCGCAGGACCAUUGACAUGAUAUUCUGCGCACGACAACUGCAAGAGAAGAGCCUCGAACAAAGGCAACCCAUAAUGUUUGUCUUUUGGGAUUUGAAGAAGGCCUUCGACAAAGUACCUCGACCUGCCAUGUGGGCUGUCCUCGCAAGGUAUGGUUGUCCACCCGAUUUUGUCAAGCUGGUGCGUGCCCUCCAUGACGGAAUGGUUGGGAGAGUCUGCCAUCAGAACUCUCUCUCAGGCCCAUUUCCCAUCAACGGUGGUCUGAAGCAGGGUUGUGUUCUGGCUCCAACGUGUUUCUCGCUCUACACCGCAGCAAUGCUCAACGAGAUACCACCAGACACACCCUCGAUCGACCUACGAUUCCGCUUGGACGGAGGCGUUUUCAACCUCGCUCGACUCCGCGCCAGAACCAAGACCACCUUGUGUCAGUCAGCAGAUGACCUGCAGUUGCUAGCAGACGCAUACAACUCUGCCUAUGAACGUUUUGGGAUGCAGGUCAACACGGACAAGACCAAGACCCUCGUCCAACAUCCACCCGGACUGAUGCUCCCAAACUUCAACACCACAGUCAACAACCAACCACUGGAAGAGGUAGAUCAGUUUUCCUACCUAGGGAGCAUCUUAUCAUCUGUUCCCACAUGUAAGAAGGACGUGGAGAACAGGAUCAGGGCAGCCCACUCCGCCUUUGGUCGGCUCAACUGCCGCGUAUUCAACAACCACGCGCUGACGAUGGCCACCAAAAUAAUGGUGUUCCGGGCAGUAGUCCUCUCCACGCUCCUGUAUGCCUGUGAGACGUGGACGCUAUAUAGGAACGAUAUAAAAAAUCUGGAGCGCUUUCAGCAAACGAAACUACGACAGAUUUUGAAAAUCCCCUGGGAGUGCCACACCACCAAUAUUGAAGUUUUAGAAAGAGCCUCAGUGACCAGCGUUGAGGCCACCAUCAUCCGCCACCGCCUCCGCUGGGUAGGGCACGUCCACAGGAUGGAUGACUCAAGGCUCCCCAAGAAAUUAUUGUAUGGAGAACUGGCCCAAGGAACCAGGGCACGAGGAGCACCCAAAAUACGCUAUAAAGACCAGCUGAAGCACCCUGGCAUGGCUGUCCCUCCGCCACACGCCGCAGCCUCCAGGGACGACAGACACACGACCUUCGCCACUCACCAGGCAGCUCAGGUCCACCAAACAAGGCCAAUCUCUGACUCACCCUAA